AUCUUAUUUCAAAUUAAAUCGGCAAACGCAACAUACCUUCGUUUUUACUUUUUACAACCCGAUAUUCACUCCAACGGUACAUACCGACAAACGAACAUCGACGACAAUAACAAACUCAAGCUCAAGCGCAACUUCCUUGAUCCUUCUUCCGUUUGAAUCUUGAUAAACUUCCCUUUAUUACACUUCCAUAUCGACCUAAGAAUUCCUAUUUGACCUUUCGAAUUGCAAAAACCCUACCGUACAAUCAAUAUCUACUACGUAUGGAUUGAAUGUACUUGACAUCAGCAAUAAACAAAACAUACAACUACCGCUUCAAAUAGGAAUAUUCAACCAAAUAAAUACAUCGAAAACCACCCAAGGAUUUUUAUUUCUCACUUCACCAAAUUCAGCAGUGCUACAGUCCACUUUCAUAUACUACUCCGACUCCGACUACGACUACGACUACGACUACUACUACUACUACUACUACCACUACCUUAAUUAUUGUUUCAUAUUACUUUACGGGAAGGUUAAAGGUGAUUCACGACUCAUUACGACCAUUAUUGUACACGAAAACCAAUCUUCCAAUUCUUCUUACCACCUCGAUCCUUUACUCUUUGCUUCGCGAUCAGAACAUUUCAAAAAUUCCGACUUUGUUUGGUGACCAUUCACCGCAUUAGUCCUGCAUUUCGAUUUUUUGACCGCCAAACGAGUAUUUGUUUAUGGUCAACAACAACAGUCGCAACAGCUGCACAUCCUAUUGGUCACUACCUUGUAAUAUUGCAGGUGCAAGGAACGGAUGUUACCGCCAAGCAACAGAAAGGGCUUAAGAUAGUGAGAAGUCACGACACGAUCCCAUACGAAUUGAAGAUCGGUCAGAAACAACAAGAGAAUAACCACAGAUGUCGGAAUUACCAUCUUCUCCGCCUUCGGAUCCAGUCGACGCCAUCGCAUACUACAAACUACAAUAUGAGCAAUUGGAGGCGGAAUUGACCGAGUUUCAAGCGAGUUCGCAAGAGUUGGAAGCGGAAUUAGAGAAGGAUGUAUUGGCUGCGGAACGGAGGGAGAAAGUAUUGCGGGAGAAGGUAGAGAGUUUGGGAUUUGAAGUGGAAGAAUGGAAGGUAUGUCUUGUAAAAGAGGUGAACAUGAUAGAUCCGUAGUAUAGUUGGCUAACGAGGAUUUUAUUCGUAGACAAAAUAUAAGCAAUCCAAGAAUGAAGCAAAUGCCGCACAAAAUACAUUACAGAAGGAGGUCACUUCGUUACGAGAGGCGAACCGGGCGAUGCAGCUGCAAUUGCGAGACAUUGAAGUUCAACAUGAUGACAUCGAGAGGCAGGCGCGCAAUACCUUUUCAUCCUUGGAGGAUAUGGAAUCAAAAUUUAACAUGUCGAUUGAACGAGGGGUAAUGAUGGAGGAGGAAAUCAAGAUUGGUGAAAAGGAGAGAGAGCAACUUCGGAUUGAAACACAAAGAUUGCGGGAUGAGCUGUCGGAUUUAAAGGUAGAGGCAGACAUCAUGCAAGACAAGCUACGCAAACGACAAUAUCCAUCCAUCACGACCGAUUAUAUCACACCAAGUACUCCGUCAUAUGAACCUUUUGGGACAUCGCCUAGAUCCACAGCUUCCUCUCCACUCAUCAAUACUCCACCAGACACAAAAUCCAUCUCCACGACAGAUACCAUUUCCGAAACUCCUACCCCUCCAUCCCCACCAAUGUCAGAAGCUUCCGCAACGGCACGCAGCGGUCUGAACACACCGAUGAAUUUACCUCAAAGCAAACUCAAAAUGCCAGCUGGAAACUCAAGCGCAACAUCCAAGCAAGGCCUAUCUCGUUAUGUAUCUGGGACAGUACGUCACUCUCGAGGGGCAACACCAAACGGCAGUUCGAAAAUGAGGAGCGCAACGCCAGCAGUGAUUCGUCAAACGAAACAAAAGGCACCACCCACACGCGGCUUACCAAAUUCAACAUCUCUCACCCAUAUUCGAAGCCUUACAGCGCAAAUGCAAAGAUUAGAGCAAAGGGUUCAGUCUGCCAGAUCAAAAUUACCGGCGCCCGUCGCUAGUCCCUCUCAAACAACAUUAGCUAUGGGUAAUAAUUACAUGCCCCCCGGCGUUGCAGUACGGAGUAGGAACAGGACUGCAGGCAGUACCGCUAGCGCAAGCACCACAUCAUCCAUGACUGGAGAAGAGACCUCAACAAAACAUCUUCCCCGAGUAUCCGUAUCUGGAAUCGGCAGAAUCUCAUUUGGACCGGUUGCAAAUAGAGACGGCCACGAUAGUAGUCGACACAGUAGCAGGCCGCCUAGUCGACCAGGGAGUCGCGCUAGUGGCUCAAUUUAUGAUCGGCCACCAAGUCGAUCGACAGCUAGUCGCCCAGGCGCCAAGACCCCAACGUCUCAUUCUUCACAGUCACAAGUGGCGGAUCCGGUGAGGGCGAAAAGCAGUCUAGGGGGAAACUAUGCGGAUAGGCAGGGGGACGGACGACCUCAUACACACUCACAAAGUGUGUCACAUAUUGGCUAUGGCGUCGACGAGAACAGAGGAUCUGACCAUUCGACUCCCCUGGGCCGACGAGGAACUGUCAAUGGCUCCGAGGGGUUGAGCAUUACACCGCUAUCUGGACUUCCUCGUAGGAAAAGUGGUGGACAGUCUUUAUCGAUGUCGGGUCUACCCAUGCCUAGGAGGACGAGCACGAGUCAUGGAUUUCGAGAAGAGGACGAAAGAAUUAUCAAUCCUAGACAACCGGCGGGACUCAAUAAAGCUCCCACGCCACCAAGUGGCAGGCCAAGGAGAUUGAGUGGUGUUGGGGAAUGUUAUUAAGCUCUUAUGGAUGAACAGGAAUUGUUUCUUCCUCUUCGCUUCAACUGUAUACUGUCAUGGAAAUGGGAAUUUGGGAUCAUAUUUGAACGAGGGUGGAGGUCUGUAUAUCUGGGUUGCUUGCAUGGGCUAGGGCGUUUGUUUUUCUCACUCGUGCAUAGCUGGGCGGACAUGGAACGGGGUACAGUUUGGGAUUGAUACUACUGCUAUACCUUUUUUUUUGUUGAUUUGCUCUGCUCCUCUUAUCCUUCUCUUUCAAGGGGAGAGAGUUUUCGUUUUUUUCGUAAAUAGUGGUGGGGACUGGAUGGAUGGCUGAUGACAGGAGAAGGAGGCGGGAUGAGGAGAUUUUCAUUUGUUGGCGAGAGGGAACACGGGAGGGGCUGGACUGAUAAAACAGGUAUGAAGAAAGAGCAUGGAUGAAUGGAUGGCAUGGGAUGGCUGGGAGUGAGCGCUACAGACACAAGCAGACUACAAGAAUGAAAGAAAUGAUUAUGAUGAUUCAAUU
Messenger RNA from Sclerotinia trifoliorum, 3298 nucleotides. Lineage: Eukaryota; Fungi; Ascomycota; Leotiomycetes; Helotiales; Sclerotiniaceae. The record is from the annotation of a GenBank genome assembly.